AUGAUUUCCACUUCUCUCCUUCUCGCCGUGCUUCUCAUCGCCAUCCUGGCCGUCGUCGAUGCCCAGUGGGGAUGUGAGUUUUACUUUCAUUUUUUUUUCUCUCGAAUCAUCCAAUAUUCUUGUUCAGACGGUGGAGGCCCGUACGGCGGAUACGGCGGUGGUCCAUGGGGCGGAUACGGUGGCGGACCAUACGGAGGAUACGGUGGCGGAUACGGAUGGAGAAGACGUUACGGCGGAGGCCCAUGGGGAGGAUACGGUGGUGGCCCGUACGGAGGAUGGUACGGAAAGUGA
Molecule: messenger RNA, 291 nt
Organism: Caenorhabditis sp. 36 PRJEB53466
Lineage: Eukaryota; Metazoa; Nematoda; Chromadorea; Rhabditida; Rhabditidae
Source: the annotation of a GenBank genome assembly